Messenger RNA from Andrographis paniculata, 1245 nucleotides. RefSeq names its product expansin-A6-like. NCBI's taxonomy places the organism in Eukaryota, Viridiplantae, Streptophyta, Magnoliopsida, Lamiales, Acanthaceae. The record is from RefSeq and is a predicted model, not a curated record. Gene Ontology annotation, cellular component: extracellular region. Gene Ontology annotation, biological process: plant-type cell wall organization. The coding region runs from base 44 to 829 and encodes 261 amino acids. The transcript has 3 exons.
UUUCUACCUCACUCCCAGUUCCGGCCAAAUUCUCUUCCCCUCCAUGGCCAUUCUUACCCUAAUUCCCUGCAUUUUCUCUCUCAUUUCACUUCUCGCCCCGCCGCCGGCAGCCGCGAGGAUCCCCGGCGUUUACUCCGGCGGUGGCUGGCAGACCGCCCACGCCACGUUCUACGGCGGCAGCGACGCCUCGGGCACCAUGGGCGGGGCUUGCGGGUACGGAAACCUGUACAGCCAAGGGUACGGCGUGAACACGGCGGCGCUGAGCACGGCGCUGUUCAACAACGGGUUCAGCUGCGGGUCGUGUUUCGAGAUCAAGUGCUCCGACGACAAGCAGUGGUGCCACGCCGGCAGCCCCUCCAUCUUCGUCACCGCCACGAACUUCUGCCCGCCAAACUACGCUCUCCCCAACGACAAUGGCGGAUGGUGCAACCCUCCCCGCCCGCAUUUCGACCUCGCCAUGCCCAUGUUCCUUAAGAUCGCUCAGUACCGCGCCGGAAUUGUCCCCGUCACUUUCCGCAGGGUGGCGUGUCGGAAGCAUGGAGGGAUAAGAUUCACCGUGAAUGGGUUCCGUUACUUCAAUCUGGUUCUGAUCACGAACGUGGCCGGCGCCGGCGACAUCGUGAGCGCGAGCGUGAAGGGUUCCCGGACGGGGUGGAUGCGGAUGAGCCGCAAUUGGGGUCAGAACUGGCAAUCGAACUCGGUGCUGGUGGGGCAGGCCCUCUCCUUCCGAGUGACCGGCAGCGACCGGAGAACCUCCACCUCCUGGAACAUCGCCCCCGCCCACUGGCAAUUCGGCCAGACAUUCGUCGGAAAGAAUUUUAGGGUUUGAAUGUACGGACCGACAAUUCAACCAUAUCAUAUAUUCCUCCCUAGGUACUUGUUUUUUUCUUUCGUUUCUUCUUCUACAGUUGGUGGAUUCUGGGGGAUUUGCAUUGCAUUGUAUUGGAGCCUCCCUUGACGAUCGAAAACACAAAAUUGAAUCGAUCUAGAAGCUGAGGCGGCUGCACAAGAAAAGAAAUUGCAGCCCGCAGCACAUAUAUAUCUAUAUAAGUUUUAUCUGGAAGAGAAGAUGAGAUUAAUUAAUUACUUAAUUGCAUCUUAAUUGGUUUUGAUUUGAGCAAUGUGUUGAGGUCUGGCUGGCUGGGUUUAUAUAUAAUUUUGUUGUGGCAAAGGUUGUUGAGCAAUGUAAUGUGUAGUUUCUUUAAUUUCACAAUGGAAUUGGAAGUGGAAGUGAAUUGGUUUUAA